Messenger RNA from Xylaria bambusicola, 1465 nucleotides. RefSeq lists its product as uncharacterized. The transcript is spliced from 2 exons. The coding region runs from base 179 to 1327 and encodes 382 amino acids. The record is from RefSeq and is a predicted model, not a curated record. Lineage: Eukaryota; Fungi; Ascomycota; Sordariomycetes; Xylariales; Xylariaceae.
GAGGGGAACUGAUAUAUUAGAGUCAGUAUAUGCAGAUAUUGUCUUCCUCAAUGUCAGGAAUGCUUAGACGGUCCGGCUUGGUCUGGCAUGUUCCAGUACUCUCGACCCAUCUCCUCCUAAAUAUACGUACGGAAUUGGUAGAAGAACAUUAGACUCGAAGACUAUUACCGCGCCGGCCAUGGCACCAAAGAUAGAGAUGGAUUUUGUGACAUCCACCCCUAUGUCACCAUCUGGGGAAGAUUCGGUCGAACCGACGACGAUCACGGAUACUUUUGAUAUUACCCCGUCGACUGCUGCGUUUCCGCUCUUUCUCCCCCCCUUGACUACGAUAUUUACGCCUCCAACACGUUGUCAGGGUCGAUACUACGUGACAGAGACAGAAGGAUUCGACCUUAUUAGGGAUAUCUACAGCGGUUCUGAGGACGCGCUAUAUCAAUCAUGUCAACCAUUCCCGGAUUUGUCUGCCACUUUCUAUAGUCCAGCAGCUUGCCCGCACAAUAUGGAUAUCGCGAUGACUUUAGUUGACAUAGGUGGAACUGACACAACGAGGGUGGAUAUUUGUUGCCAAAGUGGGUUCACCGUCUGGGAAAUCCAUUCCUGUUACUCGCUAGUUUCGACGACAACUAUGGUCCUCUCGGCCCCUACAGCGUCCGACCAUAAUGAUUUUGUCCUAGUCUCCUCAGUAACUGCAUGGCAUACUGCCAUACUGGCUGCCUGGGAACUCGCUGACCUACCACUUUUCCCUUCGGAAGUGAGCAGUAGAAAAUCAUCCAUAGCGAAGUAUGGAUGGGCAGGGCCUUCAACUAGUACGACAUCGGUACCGUUGGCAUCAACAAUGCUGGAGAGCAGUUCACCUGCACCAGAAGAUAGUGACAAGUCUGAAGGCAUAUUAUUGAAUCACGGGGUAAUUGCUGGCAUAGUUGUCGCAGCUGUCGCUUUUCUUGGUUUUGCCGUGGCGUCAAUCUAUGCUUACAGACGGCUCCGUCAACGACAAAAUAGACCUGGUGGAAUGGGCACGGUGUUGCCUGAUAAUCGAGGCACUUGGCUAGGGAAUGCAUGGAGAACUGAAAUGAGUUCACCAGCAACUCCUAGCCAACUUCCUACAGAUGAAACCCGUGGCCAAGGUCCCGGGAAGCCAACACCAGUUGAGCUGGAUAGUGGGUCGGCGAUAAGCCCAAUACAGAGUCAGGGGUGCCGAAGCAUUGUGUCGUCUAUCUCACACCAAGUUGCCUCGCUCAGCCCGGCACUUGUCACAAAGUCAGCUGAGAGUAAAGACCAUGGGGAAGGAACAGAAGCAGGGGACAAGGAGCCGUGUCAGAAGAAUUGAGAAGAUUGUAUAGAUACGCGGUUUUUUUCGGCACAUGCCAUCGAAGACCUGGAUAUCCAGACUCAACGGCAUUCGCUGGCCCCGCGUGCGUCAUCAGAGCAAGAAAAAAAAAAAAAGACUCAUGUAGCUGUGCAUUUU